AUGAGUAGUGAAGCUACGAAAGUACUUCUUGCCGAAACAUGGUCUGAAGAUAUUGAUCCAACUGAUUGGUGGAUGAGUGAAAAACUGGAUGGCGUGCGAGCGUAUUGGAGUGGAAGCAAUUUUUAUUCUCGUCAGGGAAAUCUAUUUCAUGUUCCUGACUUUUUCAAGGCCGCACUUCCAAAAGUACCGCUAGAUGGCGAAAUAUGGUGUGGACGAGGUCUAUUUCAGAAAUGUAUUAGUAUUGUAAAAAAACAAGCUAAUAAGGUCGUACCUGAUGAUUAUAAAUUUCUUACAUAUUUGAUUUUCGAUGCACCAAGUCAUGGUGGAAAAUAUGAAGAUCGUGUGAAAUGGCUACAAACUAACAUUCCACAAGAUGAUGAUAAAUGUUAUGCUUCAGUAGUCGGCGUAAAAAAAUGUCAAGGUCUUGCUGAUCUUAAGCAAUGUUUAGCUGAAGUAAAUGCUGCUGGUGGAGAAGGUAUCAUGCUUCGUAAGCCUGGUAGUCGCUAUGAAAAUAAACGUUCAUCAACAUUACUGAAAGUAAAAACAUUUUAUGAUGAAGAAGCGUUAGUUAUUGGUCAUAAACCUGGUAAAGGCAACUGUACCGGAAUGUUAGGUGCUCUUGAAUGUCAAUUACCUAAUGGAAAACGAUUCGACGUUGGUAGUGGAUUUACAAUGGAUCAACGUCGAAAACCACCAAAAAAAGGUUCAGUUAUUACAUUUAAAUUUCAAGAAUUAUCAAAUGCUGGUAGUCCACGUUUUCCGGUGUUUCUUCGACUUCGCACUGAUUUAACAUGGGACGAUGUCCUCGAAGCAGCUAAGACAAAAACACCGAUUAGUGUCAAACAAAAAGUUGUACCGACAACAAAAUUAUCGAAGCAGCAUUCCAUAUUAUUUUCAGUCAUUCCAUCGCGUGAUGGGAAAACCGGGAAAAAAAUUGCCAGGUCUGACGAUGAUGAUGAGCAACCUUCAUCAUCAUCAUCAUCAUUACAAAAACCAGAUGCACGCGAAGAAUGUCCAUACGGUGAAAAAUGUUAUCGAAAAAAUCCUGAUCAUCUCAAACAAUAUCAACACCCAUCAUCAACAACGAAAUCGAAAUUAACCAAAACUACAAGUAGAACCAAAUCGUCCAGUAAAUCUCAAUCGAAAGUCGAAUCUGAAGAACCUGCAUCGCCAACAACCACAGAUAAUUUACUUGUUAAAGAUAAAAAUGAAGGCCGUCAAUUCGACGACGAUGAUGAAGAUGAAGAUGAUGAUCAACAACAAAGCACUGCAUCUACCACAACCAAUAAAAGGAAAAGAAAUCUUGAAGAAAAAUCAAACAUUAAACCGACGAGAAAACGUGUUAAAAAAUCUUAA
This is a messenger RNA of Rotaria socialis, 1356 nucleotides long. Lineage: Eukaryota; Metazoa; Rotifera; Eurotatoria; Philodinida; Philodinidae. The record is from the annotation of a GenBank genome assembly.